CCAGCUUGAGACAAGUCGUAGGCGGUCGUUUUCAUUUCCACGGGCAGUGCGCUUUUGGCGGCGUGUGAUUCGGCCUGUGUGUUUAAUACAUUUGCGGGCGCAUGAAUGGUGAAGGCUGCAUUCUACCGACGUGGGAACGAGCUUUGAGAGCCGGGCGUCAUCGUCGUCGUAUGCUGCCUCCACCUACUGGCGCGCCAACUGCUCGACCGGCGCACCUUAGCGUAGCGGAGCGGCGAUGAGCUUCAACAUCGAGGAGUCAUGGAUCCUCGCUGGAUCGUGUUACGAAGGGAUGACCGAAGUGUCGUCACCCAGCCACAGUGCGGACUCUGGACGCGAGUUUGAAGAGGACCUGCGCAAGGCUUUGGACGAAGCACCUCCGCUAAACGAGAGUCGCGACGUGGUUCACUCCGGAGGUGCAAUGCCUCAUCCGGAAGGUCACCGGCCUGCCAGUCAACAGCAGCAGCGGAGUAAUGUGCCACCAAGCUCGUUCAGCUCGCCAUGGGCGGCCCAACCACCUGUGAAAAAUGAGGCUUGUGGAUUCCUGCUUGGGUGUGGACUCCCUGCAGUGAGACACGCGACCACAAGUGUUCCACUCACGACGCCGAGUCCGGUGCAGAAUGGUAGCGACCCUAGGGUGACCAAGGCUGGCCAGUCCAAAAUCGACUACCUGCGCCAAUGGAGUGUCUCCACUUACAAGUGCACCAGGCAGAUGCUCUCGGAGAAGCUAGGGAAGGUGCGGCCAGGCACAAGGACGGUGGACACCGAGCUGGAAGCUCAGAUUGAACAGUUGCGGGACACUCAGGCAAAGUACUUGCACGUGCUGCGCCUGGCACGUGCCCUCGCCUCGCAUUUCCACCAGGUGGUUCAGACUCAGGGCUGCCUGGCCGAAGCAUUCCAGGAGCUUGCGCAUCGCAGCCCACCUCUGCAGGAAGAAUUCCGAUACAACGCCGAGGCGCAGCGGUCGCUGAGCAAGAAUGGCGAGACGCUGCUCGGGGCGCUCAACUUCUUUGUCUCCUCCCUGGCCACCCUCUGCCACAAGACCAUCGACGACACGCUCUUGACAGUGCGGCAAUACGAGAGCGCCCGCCUGGAGUACGACGCCUACCGCACGGACCUCGAGGAGCUCACCCAGGGAACGCAGGGUACAGCCAUCUCCUCCAAGAUGGACGAGGCCCAGCGCAACUUUGCUAUCCACCGGGACAAGUACGAGAAGCUCAAGGCGGAUGUCACGAUCAAGAUGAAGUUCCUCGAAGAGAACAAGGUGAAGGUGAUGCACAAGCAGUUGCUGUUGUUCCACAACGCGGUGUCAUCUUACUUCUCGGGCAACCAGGCCUCGCUUGAGGCUACCCUCAAGCAGUUCAACAUCAAGGUGAAGAACCCAAACUCCAACUCACCUUCUUGGCUGGAGCAGUGAGGCUCGCCACGACUUGGGCCUAGUCUCCGUCAUCGACUUUCCUACUCCCCUACCCCUUCUCUCUCGCUCGGACGUUCGUAUCCAGCGGUAAUGCUGUCAAGGGGGGGGGGGGGGGUACUGACGAGGCGAUGCACCAUGCUUUGAUGCCGGCCUUGAUGGGAUAUUGUUCGCAGUUCUCUUUUUUUCCACCAUCUCUCUCUGUUUCAAAGGCCAGCGUUGUGUUGUGUGUGUCCACAAGUCAGAUGCGUAGCUUCUGAAGGUGCAUGACCAAACAAGUCAUGAAAGCAGGUGCAGUAGUGUAUUGUGCAGCUAUUGGAGCUGUUGCACAGCUGUUUCUGUUGUUGAAAUUUUCAGAGUACAGGUGCACACAAACCAUGUGGCAUUUUUGUUAACAGCAAAGACUCUUUCUGGAUCCUCUUCUCACGCUUUUUUUUUUCUCCACUGUGCGACAAGAGGGUUCUGUACUACUGCAUUGAUGCUUAAGCACUCAUGUCGGGCAUGAUAAUUGAUGUAACAUAACUGGAGACAAUUUUAUGCAUCGAAAUGCUUGGAAUAUUCAUGAUACAUUUCAGCAUGGCAAGUAUACAGGAUGGUUAAACUAAGGGAUUAGCAGUGCAAACACAAGGCAAAGGAAAGAAAACUUAAGGGCAGGCGAUGUGUACAUAUUUGCACUGUUCAUCCCUUCUUUGAGAUACAUGCUAAUUUAGCCCACCUUUUGCCGCUAGCUCAGGGCGGAAUGGUGUUAGUCAGUACCGUAUUCUGUGCAAGUCGCUAGGCGGGAUCUGUGUAAGUAUCCUGGCAACUCGUAAAUCAACAGCAUGGUCUCGCCCAAAUGUGCCCAAGAUACAGCUGUCAUUUGUUUUUGUGUAACUUAGCAUAAAUAGGAGCCCUGCAUAUGAAAAAACUUGGUUAAUUCAGUAUCUUAAAAACCACUCGUUUUUUUUUUACUGUUCUUUGAACUGCAAGCUUUUCCUUUCUUUAUUUUCGCAACAUCAGUUUCUUUUCCACCAUUUUCUGAUAGUGAUCAGUAGUGUUGUCACCACUUCUUGCGUGCUCUGUUUUCGUUUUGCAGCGAUGGUGGCAUCGUGUGUAGCCGUCUGGGUUGCACUGCGAAGCCGCGGUGUUUCUUCCCUGAGGUUGUGACCGAAACUGUUGCGUGAUGUUCAUGAUCCCCAUGUCGUGGUUUCCGCCAUGCACUGUGGCAGCACAUGUUCGUCAAGGUCAAAUGAAAGAGGCCUGCUGCCACACUUCUCCUCGGAGCAGCUUUUCGGACUUCUUCUACUUGACUAUAAAAGAAAACUUCAGGCAGUCAGUAAAGAAUGCAGAACCAUGUGGUUAAGCUAUUCAGUUUUUCAUCACAUUGCACUGUUUUAGAACUAAGUUGGUGACAUUGCGACGUCAUUAAAUUGCACAUUUUUCUGUUAUGUUCAGCCCUCACAUUCAAACUUUCACAAGUUUGAUGUGGAAAGUCCACACAGCUUCAUAUUUAACACUCCUAAGUUGAAAAAUAUUGCUUUCGAAAUAUUUACGAGAGUUUUAAUGAGCAUGAUUAAGUUGCGUGCACCUGGUUCGAUACUGUGAUCAGCGAGUAGAUAGCUAAAAAAAAAGUUACGAAGUAUUCAGGUAGAGGCCAUUGCGGUACUCUACACCACAUGUCAGCUGGAGUUGGACGUCAAAAAGGCCAUUUGGAGUGCAUAAUUGCCUUCAUGUCUUGAAGUUGCGCAGUGUGAUCGAGUGACGAAAUAGCUGUGGUCUAUACUUGCUUUGUCUUGCCAAUUCUGCGUACUGCUGUGAAGAUAAGAACUCGCCUUGGCCAUUUAAUAAGCUGGAAGGCCUGCUUAGUGUCCGCUGACAAUCUUGCCAUGUGCGAGUCAGCUGAAUAGAACGAUUGCAGAAAGAUUAGCAGGGUGUAGUAGGCAACCCUGCCUAAGCCUAAAACAUUGCAGGAGGUGCUUGUUCUUUAUUGGCAUCUCUAAGCCCAAGCCUCUCUUCCAGUCUGUGAGAUGGAAUUCAGAGAAUUUCAUUUUUGAUGGCGGGCACAGCAUUUCUCGUCAAUACUUUGUCGUGUUUUCCUUUUACUUGAAGAUGUGACUAUCCUGGGCAAGUCAAACGAUAAUUAAAAUUUUGUAUAUUGUAGAGAAAUAAUACCUAAUAUAAUUUAGCGUUAUGUUUCGGCAUGUACCAUACAGCCAUCUCAUCUUUAGCAUUCCACUCUGCCAACAUAUCAGGUGAGGCAGCAUCCACUGGACACUUUUUUCCAGUGUGAAAUAAGAUAAUUGAUGAAUUAGUGAGGUUUAAUUAAAAAUCCUCACUUGUAACUGUGGCUAGCCCAUAUAACCACCAAGACAUUACAGUACAUUGUUGGCUUUCCUGUGCAUGUAUGUACCAUAGGUAUAGUUUAUUUGUAAGCAGAUAUGCUGAUGGGAAUUUUACUUCUUCGUGGAAGGUCUGGUGCCUUUUCCUGGUGUGAUCCUGUUUCACUUAUCUUUAGCACUGUUAUUCUUGGCUUUUAUUGUUUCUGUAUAAUGAGCACAGUUUUUUUGUGUUCUUGCUUUGUUUUUACAGAAUCAUUAAGGAAAAGCAUGGCCAUCAACGUCUUUAACAUCUCAAGAGAUUUAGACAGGUUGUCCCAACUUUUUGUAGUUACACGGAAAGGCUGAUGUGAUUGCCUGGUGGAGCACAAUUUUGUGCCUCUUAAAAUGCUCUGUUUGCUUUCCCCUCAUACUUUUUUUGGUCCUGUUGCCUGUAUAUGUUGCUUCUUAUUGCAUGCCAUAAAUUUUUUUGCAGCCAUUUCUCUAGUCAAAAAUUAUGUGCAGUUGCCAUAUCUCCAUAUCUUGCCCAAGGCAUAAUGGAUUUUGUUUUUUGCAUGCAUGUACAUAUGGAAAAAUAGUAAAAGGUUGCUCUCUGCUGGUGCCUCUGUCGACAUUAUAGCGUACGGUGUGUUAGUAGAAAAUUGAGUUCUUAUGUGUUCAAGGAAGCAUUUUUUUUUCUUUUCUGCACUUCGACUGACCAUGAAUGGUCACGCUCUAAUCGUGCGGCAAGUCAUCAAGUGCUAUACCUUAAGCUAGACCCUGUGCGUGUGGUCUGGAAGGCAAAGCAGCUGGAGUCUUUUAGCUGAGGCCGCUAUUUUUUAUGCCGUUAACCUUGUGCUCUCUAGCUAAACACUGAACUAGGCUUGCCUUUCUACUCCAGUUGUCAUACUGUUUUGUUGACUAAGAUUUUCAUUAUUUAAAAAGAUUGCAUUAUAUAAGCUAGGACCUAUUUUUAAGUGUCUCUUCAUGUCGAGCAAUUUUUUUCUUUUGCAUCAUGUGAGAAGAGAGAUUGCGAGAUAUAGUAGCUGCUCUACAUACUUUUGCCGUGUUUGAGUAAGACUUGCACUCAGUGGUGCUCGAGCGCAGCCUUACAUUUCUUUUUAUCUGAAAGAACACUGCCCUAUCGCAUUGGCAUGUAUCACUCAUGCUCUAGUCUGCAUUCAAUAGACUUCUUUUCUUUGAUAAAAUCCCAGAAGUUUGCUUAUUCUUUCAACAAGCUUUAGGCAGUAAUAUACCAACUUGGAGAUUUCUUGUUCAGCAGCUACAAACAUAAUUUGUCCAAGACUUGCAUAAUUUUGAAGCAGCAGUAUGAUGUUAUAGCAAACGUGUAAUAAUUGUUGGAGUCGGCACUGAACCGGACUAGGACCACAAGAACUACUAGAAAAGCGCUUCACAUACUAUAGUCCCUUUAUCGCGGGGGUCCAGCCCGAAUGACUAAAGCACUUCAACCGAUAGGGGCUGAAGAAAUAGUCAUUCUUAUGUACUCGGCGAUGUUUUCCGAUGGUGGGCCCAUUGAAUUUGUGGCUCAUGAUGAGGAUACAGAGUGCAUGUUCAUUGGUACAUGCUUGUGUGCAUGCACAUUUCAGUUGGACUUUUGCAGCCAUCUAAACUUCUACCUGACUGAGUCUGCUGGCACCACAGGAUUGUAGCAAUUUUCAACAGAACCAUAACAAGAUUUUGAAAUUGAAAGCGCAUUAUAUUUUCCCACAAUUGGAGCCAUAUUCCGAGACUAUCAUUUCUUGAGAUAUUGUUGAAAUGUCGCUUUCAAUGCGCUGAUUGGCAGGUUGAGGAAAGGUGUGCAAGUGCUUGCUCCGACUUGUGUCAUGCGGAGCGACACUAUCGCUCAAAAUGAUCGCCUCAUAACAUGGCUCCUAGAAACAAUUCUUUUUCAGGUAUCAGCAAACCACAAAAAGUUUGUUAAAGCACUUUUGUCGCAAUUACAAAACUCGAUGCCAUGCAGUUUGGCUAACACUCCGAUGUCAUGUGCCUGAACGCUCCCUGUGCACCUGCGUAUGACUGUUGGAAAAAGAUGUUACACAUAGGAUCUACAAAGCUUAAGACAUUGCUAGUGUGCAGUUUCAUCUGUGUGGCCUCGCGGUUGAGUGGUGCCUUUUAUGUCUUGUUUCUACAAACUUUUAAUGGCCCCCACAAGCUGUUAAUAAGUACGCAUAAAAAUUAUCUGUAGCUGGCAGAAAGCUCGAACAUUCCUUGCAGUUUGAAGUACUUGUAUUUAAAAUUUCUAAGAGUAUAAUUUGCACCUGCUGCUGCCAGCUUCACUGGAACGGAAAAAAAAUCAUGUCUGCAUACAAAUCACACAAGUACCUGCACAAUGCAGGCUGAAGCUCUAUAAAUCUGUGCAGCAGAAUUGUUGACAUGAAUUAAAGAUCCGAAAACAAGGUUUUACGUGUGACUGAUAUUUCUGUUGUAUUCUUUUGAAGCAUUGCACGCCUCCUGGCAGGUCGCGCUGUAUGUGUGAAAACGUAGCGCAAUAUGCUUCUGGCUUUUUGAAGGUUUCGCGGCUGCUAUGAUGUGUUCCCAUAGUGAGGACAACCCCAAAAGAUUUACGAGCAAAAUGUGCACAUUGGCCUAAAGUAUGAGAACGCUUGUACUUGCUCACCAUUGCUUAUCUAUAUCUGCUGAAGUUAUUCACAUGGAUUUGGUCCCGUGGAUUACAUCGUCGACUCAUUUCUUGCUGCACAAGCAUUUGCUGCCAUUAUGAAGCUGCUGGAGUGAUGCGCAUUAUUUUUGUAAUAAUGAACUUAAAUAGCUUAUCUAAAUUAUUGCUUGCUUGUGUUGAGCUGCUUGAAGUGAAUAAAGAAAAAAAGAAACUGGAA
Rhipicephalus microplus (southern cattle tick) is the source of this 6560-nucleotide messenger RNA. RefSeq names its product ADP ribosylation factor interacting protein arfaptin (gene Arfip). Gene Ontology annotation, cellular component: trans-Golgi network membrane. Gene Ontology annotation, molecular function: phospholipid binding; protein domain specific binding. NCBI's taxonomy places the organism in Eukaryota, Metazoa, Arthropoda, Arachnida, Ixodida, Ixodidae. Gene Ontology annotation, biological process: intracellular protein transport; regulation of Arp2/3 complex-mediated actin nucleation. The record is from RefSeq and is a predicted model, not a curated record.